CGAGCCAGUGAGCCACGCCUAUAAAAUGGAUGCAUUAAAAAUCCUGAGAGAAGAACAAAAAAGAAAAAGAGAAGAAUUGGCUGAAAAGAACGUCACUAAAGGAAAGAAAUAUUUCAGAAGAGGAGAAUUAGAAAGAAUAUCAAUAAAGCCUGAUGAAGAAGAGAAGACUGGUCCAGUUCAUGGUGCUAGCCCAACGACACCCACAGGAAGUGGAUCGUUAUUCUCACCAACAGCAAUUGAUGGAGGGGCAACCAUUUUUAAUUUACCCCGUCACGAAGUAAUUCGAAGGCUGAGAGAGAGAAACGAACCAAUCAGAUUGUUUGGUGAGACUGAUAACGAGGCAUCUUUAAGAUUAAGGCAAAUUGAGAUAUUAGCACCAGAAAAUGUUAAAGGCCUUCGUAAUGAUUUUAAGGAUGCACUGGACAGGUUAGAUCAGGAAGAACUGGAUUUACUAGCUAAACAGGGCGAGGUUGACCUUAAAAUUAGAGGCAAAACAAGAACAUUUGAAGAUAUUGCUGAGAUGGCUAAGUCUUUGGGUAAAGAAGAGACUGACAAAGAUAACGAAAUAGUAUUAGAAGUAUUAACAUUUUUAUUAGAUGACUGGGGAAGAGAACUUAAUGUCAGGGAUAUUAAUGGGAAACUUAGCACUCAAGGUAAACUAGUCAGUGCCACUCACAGGCAGACUGAGGCCUAUCUUGAACCACUCUUUAAAAGUCUAAGAAAGAAAAAUAUCUCCAUUGACAUUUUAAAACAUUUAUCAAAUAUUUGUUUAUUUGUAACUCAAAGAGAAUAUGUAAAAGCAAAUUCCGUGUACCUAGACAUGUCAAUCGGCAAUGCCCCUUGGCCUAUUGGUGUUACAAUGGUUGGGAUACAUGCUAGAACUGGGAGAGAAAAGAUUUUCUCGCAGUCAAUAGCACAUGUACUUAACGAUGAAACACAGAGAAAAUACAUACAAGCUGUAAAGAGAUUAAUGACAUUUUGUCAAAACAAGUACCCCACAGAUCCUUCUAAAAGUGUUGAAUAUGGCAGCAAACCAAUGACUCAAUAAAUGCACAUACACACACCGCAAUACUGUACAUCUUUGUAACACAUUGAAUGUUAUAAGCCUAAUACCGUA
Molecule: messenger RNA, 1117 nt
Organism: Amphimedon queenslandica
Lineage: Eukaryota; Metazoa; Porifera; Demospongiae; Haplosclerida; Niphatidae
Product: pre-mRNA-splicing factor 18-like
Exons: 12
Coding region: 26-1048 (340 amino acids)
Biological process (GO): RNA splicing; generation of catalytic spliceosome for second transesterification step
Cellular component (GO): U4/U6 x U5 tri-snRNP complex; U2-type post-spliceosomal complex; U5 snRNP
Source: RefSeq, a predicted model, not a curated record